Molecule: messenger RNA, 900 nt
Organism: Eimeria acervulina
Lineage: Eukaryota; Apicomplexa; Conoidasida; Eucoccidiorida; Eimeriidae
Product: TCP-1/cpn60 chaperonin family protein, putative
Exons: 5
Biological process (GO): protein refolding
Molecular function (GO): ATP-dependent protein folding chaperone; ATP binding
Source: RefSeq, a predicted model, not a curated record
GUGACGAUUCGGGCUCCCUCGUUUGGCGAACGCCGAAAGGACUACUUGCGCGAUAUUGCAGUGGCAACAAACGCCCAACUUAUAUCGAAGGACUUGGGUCUACCGCUAGAAGAUGCGACGGCUGAGCAUAUUGGCAGCGCCCAGGGAGUUGUUGUGAGGAAGGAUAGAACCUCCAUUUUGACAAGGCCCGAGUUCCAGGAACAGAUCCAAGAGAGAGUGCAGAGACUUCAGAGCGAAAUGGAGGCGGCCACGUCCAAGUUCGACAAGGAGAAGUUAGGCGAGCGCAUUGCUGCCCUGUCGGGAGGCAUUGCGAGAAUCAUGAUUGGCGCAUCUACGGAAACCGAACAGAAGGAGAAAAAGCUACGCUACGAAGAUGCGAUCAAUGCAGUACGAGCAGCCAUUGAGACUGGAUAUGUUCCCGGCGGUGGCGUCACAUAUCUCGCACUGAGUACAGAUCAGUUCCGUAAGAAAGUCCUGGACGCAGUGGAGCAGACCGCCCGUGAGGAGAUGAAGGGAGUCGACGAGUCAACGGGAGAGGAAUUCCAAGUUGUUGAGGAAAUGGAAAGCGAAAUCGAGUUGCAGAAAGCUGGUGCUAAUAUUGUGGCGGACUCUAUGUCAUCUAUUACGAAACAGAUUGCAUCUAACGCUGGAUUGGAUGGUGAACGCGUAGUCAACGCAAUAUUGAAUGCGAAGAAGCCAUUUGGGUUUGGCUGGAACGCUAAGACGAACAGGUUUGGAGACAUGAUCAGCCAGGGUGUCAUCGACCCAGCGAAAGUGUGCAUCUCUGCAAUCGAGCAUUCAACUUCGGUUGCCGGCCUUGUGCUCACAACGGAGGGCAUGAUGAUUGAGGAGGAGCAAGAGCGGAAUAAGUCUGUUUCUCAUGAGGAGGGUGAGCUGUAG